Messenger RNA from Rhodamnia argentea, 2077 nucleotides. Its product is annotated as protein NRT1/ PTR FAMILY 2.9-like. Bases 353 to 1954 code for a protein of 533 amino acids. Gene Ontology annotation, biological process: transmembrane transport. Gene Ontology annotation, molecular function: transmembrane transporter activity. The transcript has 4 exons. NCBI's taxonomy places the organism in Eukaryota, Viridiplantae, Streptophyta, Magnoliopsida, Myrtales, Myrtaceae. The record is from RefSeq and is a predicted model, not a curated record. Gene Ontology annotation, cellular component: plasma membrane.
UGUUCAUCCAGAAUGGCGUAUGCCAAUCAUGAAAAGUAUAUGAUUUAGCUUUUCCAGCAUCGAACUUGGACACCACAACAAAGGGGUUCUAAUGGUUGGAAUGAUGGAGCAGGAGGACCGUCGCUGCUGAUGAGACUGAUAAGGUUCACUACUGAGGAUUGAAAGCCACGCCUUUUGUCGUAGGUGUGCGAAGAUUACUGGUGAGUUCUGUUGUAUCCAUGCAUUGCCCUGCGAAAUUUCUGAAAUGUUGAGGUUCUAAUCCGAUACAAGCGCAGGAAACGAGACAUUCGAGAAGCUCGGGCUGAUCGGAACCUUGUCCAACCUAUUGGUCUAUCUAACUGCUGUCUUCAACAUGAAGAGCAUCGCUGCUACUAAUCUCAUCAACAUUUUCCAUGGCACCACCAACUUCGCCACCUUGCUUGGAGCUUUCCUCUGCGACACUUACUUUGGGCGCUACAAGACGCUAGUGUUCGCCACCAUUUCCUCGGUUCUGGGAUUACUUGCACUUGCUCUAACCGCUGCAAUCCCAAAGAUGCAUCCCUGUGGAUCAGAGAAGAGCAGUACAUGCCCCAGUCCUAAUGCGGGGCAAAUGGCUUUCCUGCUAAGCGGGUUUGGUCUGCUAGUGAUUGGUGGAGCUGGUAUUAGACCAUGUAAUCUGGCAUUUGGUGCUGAUCAGUUCGACCCCAAUACAGAAUCCGGAAGGAUGGGAACUACCAGCUUCUUCAAUUGGUACUAUUUCACCUACACUUUCGCCGUGAUGAUGUCCUUAUCAGUCAUCGUUUACGUGCAGUCCGACGUGAGUUGGGCUUGGGGGUUAGCCAUUCCUGCAUUUCUCAUGUUCGUUUCACUUCUACUCUUCUUCACGGGUUCGAGAAUUUUCGUGAAAGUGAAACCAGAAGGUAGCCCCUUGACGAGCUUGUUGCGGGUGGUAGUGGCUUCGAUCAAGAAGAGGAAGUUGAAGUUACAUUCUCCAUCCCAACCAUGGCUCUCCCUCUUUCGUUACAUACCCUACAGCUCUAUCAACUCCAAGCUCCCCCGCACUAAUCAGUUCAGAUUCCUCGAUAAAGCCGCUAUCAUCACCACAAAAGACCAAAUCAACCAAGACGGAUCAGCAGUCAAUCCAUGGGGUCUCUCCAGCAUUCAACAGGUGGAAGAGGUGAAGUGUGUGAUGCGAAUCAUCCCCAUUUGGGCAUCAGGCAUGGUGUACAACGUAGCUUUAAUCCAGCAGCAGACGUAUGUCGUCUUCCAAGCACUUCAAUUCGACCGGCAACUCGGAAACACAAGCUUCAAGAUCCCGGCCGCGUCCUACGCCAUUUUCACCAUGAUUGGCCUCACUGUCUGGAUCCCCUUCUAUGACAGAGUCCUAGUCCCAUGGCUAAGGAAGCUCACAGGCAAAGAAGGUGGCAUCACACUACUUCAGAAGAUGGGCAUUGGCAUGGUACUAGCCAUCCUCACUAUGAUCGUGUCGGGCAUUGUCGAAGGAAACAGGAGAACUUUGGCACUUGCAAAGCCUGUUGGAUUCGACCCAAGAAGAGGUGCAAUCUCCUCUAAGCCAGGGCUAUGGUUGGUGCCCCAGCUGACACUUGUGGGCAUAUCGGAAGCAUUCACAAUUAUUGGUCUUGUGGAAUUUUACUACAAGCAGUUCCCAGAGAACAUGAGAAGCAUCGGUGGGUCCUUCACCUUCCUGGGCUUCGCGGGGUCGAGUUACCUGAGCAGUUUUCUCAUAUCCAUUGUUCACCAAACCACUGGUGGAGGAGAUGGGAAUGGGGGAUGGUUGGCUCAAGAUCUGAACAGGGCGAAGUUGGAUUAUUUCUACUACUUGGUUGCUGCACUGGAGGGCUUGAACUUAGGUUACUUCAUCAUGUGCGCUAGGUGGUACAAGUACAAAGGCAGUGAAGACAGUGAUCUUGCAGUUGACAACGAAGAAGUUAACUCAGAAAAAGUUGCUGUGUGAUCAAUCUGAAGGGUAUUACUUGUCUAUAACGAGUGACUUUCUUGUAUCAACCAAUAAGAAAUGGAAUGAAUACCGGUCGGCCGGAUGAUUACAGUUGAUGAAAGUCAGAUGACAGUUGGGGAG